Molecule: messenger RNA, 3309 nt
Organism: Sipha flava (yellow sugarcane aphid)
Lineage: Eukaryota; Metazoa; Arthropoda; Insecta; Hemiptera; Aphididae
Gene: b6
Exons: 5
Coding region: 344-1768 (474 amino acids)
Source: RefSeq, a predicted model, not a curated record
UCCCCCCAAUGCCAAACGAUCGCUUUAGAUGACCGCACGUCCGGUUUUAUUUUUCUUCGCCGGCGCGCCACAGCAACCGGACAACAUUUCACGACCACUAUAGCAUAUACUAUCACCGCAAACUCGCCCCACGUCGUCUUCAGUCGUCCGAUAGCCGUAGUCGUGUCCAUACACCGUAUAUCGCGUCCGACCACUGAGUUUUACGCACCCGAGACGUAGGCCCGCAAGAGGUGAACAUUUUCCGAUCGAACGCUUUCAUCGAAUACCGCGAUCCUAAAGCCCACCGCCGCUGAACCGUUCAAUUCUCCACGAUAUAUUGUCGUCGUUGCACGCCGGAAAAACAAUGAUCUCGAGCCGCGUGCCGCUGAUAACGUUAGCGAUCGUGUCCUGUCACAUGGUGUGCGACGCCGAGCACUACUGGAAGUGGCUGAAACCGUACGCGUGGGACGGCCGUCAGCCCAAGUACGUGCACUCGGCCGUCUACAAGCCGCAGCCGUCGUACGCGCUCGCGCAGCACGAGAUACCGUACCCGCCGUUGUCGGUCGCUCACGAGAAGCCGUACCAGCCGGUCCACCAGAAGCCGUACAAACAGGACCAUUGCGAGCUGCGCAAAGUGGUGUUCACGCCGGGAUCGGAAUCACCGCAGUACGUCGCUUACAAGGCCAAGAUCCCCGACCUCAAGGAGUUCACGUUGUGUCACUGGCACAACAUAUUCAACUACACGCACGAUCAGCCCAUAUUCUCGUACUCCCAGCCUGGCAAGAGUCGCGUCAUAUACUCAUGGAUCGAGAAUUCACCUGAUAAAACGUACUAUUCGCUGGCCAUUAACGGACACACCAUAUACAGGAUUAAUUACCCGGAGAAAUUGUUUAAAUGGUAUCACGUAUGCCAGUCGUGGAACGGACACACGGGCGAGUGGCAAUUGUGGAUCAAUUCCGAGAGAGUGGGCAGAGGAUUUUACAAUUUGAUGGUCGGCAAGAUGAUUAAGGGCGGAGGCGUGGCCAUCAGCGGUCGUGAAUAUCUGGAACAGGCGUUGGCCGUGCACCAUGCGUCGUACUCGGGCGAGCUGACGCUUGUGUCGCUGUACAAGGCGGCGCUGACGGCCGGCAAGGCAUACAACAACCACAAGCAUCACCACGUGCACAACUUUCACCACGGUUACGACGAGUCGGUGGACGAGGGCGAGACGGAAGAGCCGCCCGUGACUGCGGCCGCCCCCGACCCUACGCCGCCACCGCAUUUGGCCCACGGCGGCGGGUUCGUCAACGGACAACGGGUGCCCAAGCUUCCAGUGAAGCCUGUGACCGCCGCCACCGCUCCCAACGACCAAGUGCUGCGGGACGAGCAAUCACUGUUCGACGGCGGCCUAUACGAUUUUUACGUGCCGUUCCGGGACGACGUGUCCAUGGCCGCAGUGGCGGACGACACGUUCCGUGUGAACCUUCUGGACAGACAGGACCGUUUGCGGUACAGGAGGAACGCCACGACCGUCGAUGAUGAUGAUGAUGAUAAUAAUAACCACGACCGGUCUAAGAGGUGGACCCCGUUGGUGAUGGCGUCGCCAAGUAAUGCCAGGUCCGGCCACUCAUCCGACCCCCAGAAAGUCGAUCCGGCCGAGUGGGAGGUGAGGAAAGUGUCGUCCGUGUGCUCGGCAUGCGAGACGGAUCCGUUCGGCGCGGCGUCCGUGCUAUCCUGGCACGACACCCGCAAACAGUUCUUCAACGGUGCCCUAUACCUACCCGCCUUGCCCAAGUGCUAUCUGUUUUGAUACGCAAUCCCUGUCAACGUCAUGUAUGACACCCACUUUUUGCCAACCCAUCAACUGCCGACAGCCGUAUAAUAAUAAUUAUGGUUAUGAUAACAAUAACGAACGCUCGUAGCGACAGUCCAAGGGGUAGACGGGUUGGUUCUAGUGGCAGGAAACGUCUUUGUAAAUAUUUGUACAUACUACACGCGUAAGAACGUUUAAAUUUAUUUUUUACUGUAGGGUAAGAGCGAGGAAGCAAAAAUAAAAAUAAUUUGUCUCCAAAACGGCUCGUGUACCAGUACUAACGGGUGCUUGUAAUAUCAUUUUUAUCUGAGCUGUUACAGUGUACGCAAGUUUUUCGUCCGGUAAGGUGGUAACGGUGAAUACAAUUCUUAAUUUUUUGCGAAACACUCGCUACACCCAACCGCAACCCCUGUGAAGGUCGAACUCUUAAGUUGUGUAACACAAUGACGAGAGUGGAAAUAGAUCGUACCCCGCGCUGACAAAUAUUCCAGUUGAAACUCCGUCGUGUCUGAUGGACUUAGAGAUUUCAUUCAAUAGAUCUUAUCACGUCGUGUACUCGACUGACCAAUUUCAUUAUCAAUCUCUUGUUGUAUUUUUCUUUUUCACCAUCAUUUUUUCGUCGAAAUCCAACUGCUGACAUAUCAACACUCAUACACACAGACACACAGACACACAUACACAUACUAUAGAUCAAAGACAAACUCAGUUUCAUCGGAUUGAUAUUCGCGCGUCUAUCUUUCAGAUAUAAAUCCUUACUCAACAAUUAUAAUUAGUUAACAAUUGUUAUACAACAUUGCUUUAUUAGACCGAGAAACCUAACCAAUCGUCUUUAAUUCUAUAUAAUUAAACAAAAUUCAAACGAUUAAUAAUCGACAGACGACGGCCGGUGUAUAUCUUAACUAAUUGUUGAUCAAUUCGACCAGCGAUUAUAACGAAUUAAUUGUUGUACGUACUCUCAGUGACGGAUAUUCCAUACGUGCCAUGAUAAAUUACAUAGUCGUCGAUUGACCUCAGAUAUGUAUUCUUCUAUGGAUCGAACGCGACAUGGCCAUAUUAUGUAAAUUAAAUCCCAUAAAUCUCCAUAAUUGUUACACUGAUCGGUGAAAAAUUAGACUACGGGAGAGACUAUAUGGUGAUUCCAUCCGAUUUAGCAGUAUUCUGCAAUUAUAACGAUCCGAUGACCAAAUGAAAUCCGGGUAUGACAUCAGACAAAAAAAAACCCGUUUUAAUCUAGUAUUAUAAUGUGUAUUCGUAAGCUGUUGUAACGAUAAUACUGUACCGUUGUGUGUAUAGUAUAAAUUUAAUAUUUAAGAUUUAUUUUAAGUGAUUUAGAAUAAACUUCAACGUUGUUAUAUAUUAUUUGUUUUAUUUCUGUAAGGAAUAAAUUAUAAUGUAAACUUUUUUUUUCGUCGACUUUAUAUAUAGUUGAGUGAGUCAAAACAUAUUGUAUACCUGUGAUAAUGUUAUCGUGUACAUAUACAUAAAUGUAAUAAUAUAAACAAAUAUAACAAAUAAUAUAACAAGUAUUAUGAAUUUAA